GUUUUUAAUACGUAUCGGCGGGGUGGGCCAGAGCCCGACGGAAGUGCUAUGUGUUGUCGGAAGUGGUGAGAGAAAGAUCGUGAUGGCGGCUGCGAUUUUAGCCGAGAAGGUGCCGGUGGACAGCGCGGAGGAGGCGGAGCAGCCCCUGGCCGUCCCCGCGGAGCUAGCCGCCCAGAAGCGCGAACAGAGGCUGCGCAAAUUCCGGGAGCUGCACCUGAAGCGGAAUGAAGCUCGUAAAUUAAAUCACCAGGAAGUUGUUGAAGAAGAUAAAAGACUUAAGUUACCUGCUAACUGGGAAGCUAGAAAGGCUCGUCUAGAAUGGGAGCUGCAGGAAGAAGAAAAGAAGAAGGAAUGUGCAGCGAGAGGGGAGGACUAUGAGAAAGUGAAGCUGCUGGAGAUCAGUGCAGAAGAUGCAGAAAGAUGGGAGAGGAAGAAGAGGAGAAACCCUGACCUGGGAUUCUCAGAUUAUGCUGCUGCCCAGUUACGCCAGUAUCAUCGGCUGACCAAGCAGAUCAAACCUGACAUGGAAACCUAUGAGAGACUGAGAGAAAAACAUGGAGAAGAGUUUUUCCCAACAUCCAACAGUCUUCUUCAUGGAACACACGUGCCUUCCACAGAAGAGGUUGAUAGGAUGGUCAUGGAUCUGGAAAAACAAAUUGAAAAACGAGACAAAUAUAGCCGGAGACGUCCUUAUAAUGACGAUGCAGACAUCGACUACAUUAAUGAAAGGAAUGCCAAAUUCAACAAGAAGGCAGAAAGAUUCUAUGGAAAAUACACAGCUGAAAUUAAACAGAAUUUAGAAAGAGGAACAGCAGUCUAAUCCCUUCAGGAAUUGUUUUUAGAAGCUUGAGAAUGCUGGCAAAUUGAAGUUCUCUUCAAAGUUCUACCAGGACUCUCUCUACUAUGCCUUCCCACUCAGCAUUUAGAAAUAAAUGCUUUUUCUUAAACGCAUUCUUCCAUGUAUAUUCCCACAUUUCUGUGCUUGGAUAUAAGAUGUAUUUUGAGAGGUAGUGUACUUGUUUUGUAAAAAAUCUACUUUGUAUAAAUACUAAUUAUUUUUCUAUGUAUUUUAAAUGGGUAUGAUUAUUUAAUCUUUGAAGCAUUUUGGGCUUAAGAUUGUUGCAGCAUACAUAAAUGCAGCCGUUGUUGCCUUGAAUGUUACAGAUUUGACAAAAGCUAGAGCUGGACUCGGCAACCUCUUGAGGUUGUAGACUUGGAAGCUAAGUACAGUGAGGAGGAAGGCGGCCAUGGCUACUGGAGGGUUCUCUCUACCCAUGGCCUCUUAAGACCAAGUUCAGGAAGCAGCAGACCCAUGAAUAUUGACCAUAUACAGUUCCUUUUAAAAAAGCAAAUAUCCUGUGGGAUAGAAUGCCUAUGAAGCACUAGUAUUUAAAACAAGUAUUUGUAUAUAUAUAUACAUUUGUAUAUAUACGCAAAAUUAUGUGCUUUCGUUCAAUAAACAUUAAAACAUUUUUUUAAUUAUGGGGAAUUCAAAACAGUCAAAAGAAGACAGAAUAAUACAAUGAAUCCCAUAUACCCAAUACCUAUCUUCAGUAACCAACUCCUGGCCAGUUUUGUUUCAUCUUCAUUUCUAUCUACUUUCCCCUCCGUGGGUCCCAUGUUAUUUCGAAGCAAAUAUAAAUGUAUAAUUUUGUCUAUAAAUAUUUCAGUAUUUGAAAGAUGAAGACCACUAUACUAUUACCACAAUAGUUUUAUAUUAAUAAAAAGUCCAGAGAGAAA
This is a messenger RNA of Ailuropoda melanoleuca (giant panda), 1740 nucleotides long. RefSeq names its product SYF2 pre-mRNA splicing factor (gene SYF2). The record is from RefSeq and is a predicted model, not a curated record. Lineage: Eukaryota; Metazoa; Chordata; Mammalia; Carnivora; Ursidae. Gene Ontology annotation, cellular component: post-mRNA release spliceosomal complex; Prp19 complex; catalytic step 2 spliceosome.